CCCGAAAAUGUAAGAACUAUUUAUAAAAAAAUAAUUUUAGGUCAUGUGGAGUUAUUAUCUAUGUUUGCAUUAACAAAGCGAUGCCCUUUGAUGAUACCAACGUAAAACGUCUUCACGAACAGCAAAUCAGCCGCAGAUGGAAAUUUCGCUCGAAAGUGGUAGAUUCUCUAUCAGAGCAGGUAAAGCAACUGGUAAUUCAUCUACUUGAGCCUGAUACAAAUAAGCGUUGGAGAAUUGAUCAAGUGGUCGACUCAGAUUGGAUAGCUCUAGACCCAAGAUUCAAGGUUCCCACUAAAGCAGAAGAGAAUGCAUUGGCACAGGCUCUUAUUGAAAGACGGCAAUACCUUGAUGGUAUAAGUAGAAAAGGGAAGGAUCCGGUGAAGUCCAAAGGAGAAAUUGACGACAUGAAAGUCCUUAAACCGACCACACAUGAGGAUCAUUUGCCAAGAGUUGACUUACAGAGUACCGUUACUGUAGCUAAUGAAUAAAAGUACUUAACAUUU
Molecule: messenger RNA, 503 nt
Organism: Dendroctonus ponderosae (mountain pine beetle)
Lineage: Eukaryota; Metazoa; Arthropoda; Insecta; Coleoptera; Curculionidae
Product: calcium/calmodulin-dependent protein kinase type 1
Exons: 3
Coding region: 81-488 (135 amino acids)
Source: RefSeq, a predicted model, not a curated record